GUCGCAUUUGGGCCCUACAAGUGGUACAGCAGCCGAUUCGCGCCCGCAUGUGUGGCUUCGGUGACAAGGAUCGACGACCCAUCACGCCUCCUCCAUGCAUCCGUCUAAUUGUCCGGGACGCUCAAACUGAAAAGGAAAUCGAUAUCAAUGAGAUUGAUACCUCCUUUUAUGUACUCAUGGUCGAUCUGUGGAAUGCCGAGGGGACGAGCGAGGUCAACUUGGUGAAGCACUCGGCCACCUCUCCGUCGAUAUCUACCGCCAUGUCCUCGUCAUACCCGCCCCCGUUGCAGAACGUCUCACCCUCGUACCCUCCGUACGCGCAAAAUGCCUAUGGUCAGCCUGUCGGUUACCCGCACAUGAAUAACUACUACGCCGGAAACCCGCAACUUCAAUACCAGAACCCCUAUGGAGCGAAUCCGCAAGCCCAACCUUACUACCCCUACUACGCCGGGGGUCACAUGCCACCCGCCAACAUCUCCCCAGCGCAGCCGGUUACCGCCGCUCCAGGUGCUGGCAUGUUCACGCGAAAUCUCAUCGGCAGUUUGAGCGCCAGUGCAUUCCGACUGACGGAUCCGGAGAACAAGAUCGGUGUCUGGUUCAUUCUGCAGGACCUGAGUGUACGGACAGAGGGUUCCUUCCGCCUGAAAAUGAGCUUCAUCAACGUGGGCACCCAGUCCGGGGAAUCUCCCAAUGGCGUGUCAGUGAUCAACCACGGGGCAGCGCCCGUUCUGGCAUCCGUAUUUUCCGACCCCUUCCAUGUAUACUCCGCCAAGAAGUUCCCCGGUGUCAUCGAAAGCACGUCCCUCAGCAAAUGCUUCGCGCUCCAAGGCAUCAAGAUCCCGAUCCGAAAGGACGGCGUCAAGGGAUCGCGCGGGCGGCACAGUGACAACGAUGACGGUGGAGACGAUUAUGACUAGAAAGCCGAUGAUGCGCUUGUCUGGUCUGUGAGAUUCGCCUUUUCCUUGAUUUACUUCUUUUUGCUGUUUGCCUAAUACCUCCUCUGGCGCAAAGUUUUAUGGGUUCUGGUAAUAUGACCUGGGUUCCUGGGAAUGCGGUGUUUCUCUAAAGGGACUGGUUCCGGGGUUGGGAAAGGGGUUUGUUUUCAUCAAACGGAUUGGGUGUAUUGGUAUCGGUAUCGGGACCGGUGUCGUGGGCUUUUCUAUUUGUGCCAUUAGUUUUCUACUUGGUUUUAUCCUUUGCUCUAUAUCUCUUCCAGUCCUUACUUGUGCUACUCGGUGGUCUCUUUUUCUCUUUGCCUUAUUAAUUUUACCCUCAAUGCUUCCGAGUCUGUGUUGCUGCCCCUCUGUGCGAAUACUGCUAUGCUUUCCUUACCUGCGUGUCCCCCCGUGUAUAACUUGG
Messenger RNA from Aspergillus aculeatinus CBS 121060, 1359 nucleotides. Its product is annotated as velvet factor family protein. NCBI's taxonomy places the organism in Eukaryota, Fungi, Ascomycota, Eurotiomycetes, Eurotiales, Aspergillaceae. The record is from RefSeq and is a predicted model, not a curated record. The transcript is spliced from 4 exons. The annotation marks the transcript as partial.